Molecule: messenger RNA, 1432 nt
Organism: Carya illinoinensis
Lineage: Eukaryota; Viridiplantae; Streptophyta; Magnoliopsida; Fagales; Juglandaceae
Exons: 6
Coding region: 117-1037 (306 amino acids)
Source: RefSeq, a predicted model, not a curated record
CAUAUCCCUUUCCCAUCGUUUAGCGUACACUCGAACCGCCUGUUCUAACUUCUAAGCAAAACUUUCAAACCAUCAUAUCCUUCCUAAUCUCAACCUCUCUGUGCCCACAAGCUCUGAUGGCGGAAUCCAGACCAGACCCAAUGACGCACUCUCCGUUAGAUGAAGAAGAAAUUUUGCACUCUCAGAAAUUGCCUCACCAUCAUAAGGAAACCCAUGGCAAGAGAAAUGAAAUAGACGAGAACACCCCAUUAGAUGAUGUUAGAGCUCCAAAUGUGUUUGACAGAGCAAAAGAGGAGCUUGACGCUCUCGUCCAAACGAUCCAUCACAAGAAAGAUUCUCCAAAAGAUUCUCCAACCCAUGAAAGGGAUGAAACUAUUAAGGCAGAGUCUAAACAGGAUAGACCAGAUUCUCUAUCAGAUGAAGAAGUAAAAGGACCAAAUUUGUUUGGAAGAGCAAAAGAAGAGAUUCAAGCAAUUUUACACUCUGAGAAAUUGCCUCACCAUCAUAAAGAAAUUCAUGGCAAGAGAAUUGAAAUAGACGAGAACACCCCAUUAGAUGAUGUUAGAGCUCCAAAUGUGUUUGACAGAGCAAAAGAGGAGUUUGAGGCUGUUGUCCAAACGAUUCAUCCCAAGCAAGAUUCUCCAGCUCAUGAAAGGCAGGCUGAAACUACAAAGACGGAGUCCAAAAGGGAUGAAGUGGAUUUUCUAUCAGAGAACAAUGUCAAGGGGCCCAAUCUUAUUGAGAGAGCCAAGGAAAAGAUUGAAACGAUCACACACCAUCAUAAAUCAUCACACUAUCAUCAUAAGGAAACUCACGGAUCAAGGGAUGAUCUUGAUGAGAGAACCCCAAUUAAUGAUGUGAAAGGUCCAAAUGUUUUUGAAAGGGCAAAAGAAGAAAUUGAAGCCGUUGUUGAAACAAUUCAUUCCAAGAAAGAUCAAGGAAAUUCUGUGUCCUUACAAAAGGAAGGUGGAUUCGAGGCCUUUAUUGGAAGAAUAUUGGAAAAAGUCUGCUCUCCUCGGGGUAGGAAGAAUGAUUAGUUGUGAAUUGUGGUGAAGUUUAAUUCUUCCAUGUUUUUCUAGUUGUUCCAUGUCGAAAUUCAACCACACAACAGACAUGAAACCUGUUUAUAAGCUGUUCGACUACUCACUCUGCCAAAUCGACCACAGGGAUGCAUUGUUUGUCUUUUGAUUACUGAAUUUGCUGCCCCAAGAAUGUAUAUCUGUUUAUAUUUUCUGGGUUUGAUUUGCCAAAUGUUUUAUUAAGUUUUCUGAUUGAACUGGUUAUAGCAAAGUGUAUAUGGGGACAAGUUGUUACUUCAGUAUUGGUAGCCUAUUUGCUUUGUGGUUAAUUUUACCAAUGCUACAUCGUAUUGGUGGAGUCUAUAAAAUAAGAUGAAAAAUAUUGUCUUUAAAUGAAUUCUGCUUUUGUAUUA